UGUGGGGAGUGUGGGCGAGGCUUCAGUCAUAGGUCACAUCUCAUCAUACACCAAAGGAUACACACAGGAGAGAAGCCCCAUGUUUGUGGGGAGUGUGGGCGAGGCUUCAGUGAGAGGUCAAAUCUCAUCACACACCAAAUGAUACACACAGGAGAGAAGCCUCAUGUUUGUGCAGAGUGUGGGCGAGGCUUCAGUCACAGGUCACGUCUCAUCAUACACCAAAGGAUACACACAGGAGAGAAGCCCCAUGUUUGUGGGGAGUGUGGGCGAGGCUUCAGUCAGAGGUCACAUCUCGCCAAACACCAGAGGACACACACAGGUGAGAAGCCCCAUGUUUGUAGGGAAUGUGGGCGAGGCUUUAGUCAGAGGUCACAUCUCAUCAUACACCAAAGGAUACACACAGGAGAGAAGCCCCAUGUUUGUGGGGAGUGUGGGCGAGGCUUCAGUCAGAGGUCACAUCUCGCCAAACACCAGAGGACACACACAGGUGAGAAGCCCCAUGUUUGUAGGGAAUGUGGGCGAGGCUUUAGUCAGAGGUCAAAUCUCAUCGCACACCAGAGUACACAUACAGGAGAGAUGCCCCAUGUUUGUAGGCAGUGUGGGCGAGGCUUUAAUCAGAGGUCAAAUCUCAUCACACACCAAAGGAUACACACAGGAAGAAGCCCCAUGUUUGUAGGCAAUGUGGGCGAGGCUUCAUUCAUAGGUCAAGUCUCAUCAUACACCAAAGGAUACACACUGGAGAGAAGCCCCAUGUUUGCAGAGACUGUGGGCGAGGCUUUAGUCAGAGGUCAAAUCUCACCAAACACCAGAGUACACACACAGGAGAGAAGCCCCAUGUCUGUAGGCAAUGUGGGAAAGGCUUCAGUUAUAGGGUAUUACAAGGUGAAACCUGUGCUGAUCUCCUGGUUGGAAGAUGGAAUCCUGGAGAGGCUGCCGAGAGGCAUGUUUGCAGGAAAGGAAGAACGAUCAUCGAUGGCCAAAGGCAGCGGCAGAAGCGACACCUAG
Messenger RNA from Suncus etruscus (white-toothed pygmy shrew), 1005 nucleotides. Its product is annotated as histone-lysine N-methyltransferase PRDM9-like. Lineage: Eukaryota; Metazoa; Chordata; Mammalia; Eulipotyphla; Soricidae. The record is from RefSeq and is a predicted model, not a curated record.